Rhincodon typus (whale shark) is the source of this 1275-nucleotide messenger RNA. Its product is annotated as protein BANP-like. The coding region runs from base 1 to 549 and encodes 182 amino acids. The transcript has 5 exons. Gene Ontology annotation, biological process: negative regulation of protein catabolic process; protein localization to nucleus. The record is from RefSeq and is a predicted model, not a curated record. NCBI's taxonomy places the organism in Eukaryota, Metazoa, Chordata, Chondrichthyes, Orectolobiformes, Rhincodontidae.
AUGGAGGAAAAAGCUGAACUCAAGAUGAAUAGUGCAUCUGAUGGAAGCGCAUGCCAAAUGGAGAAUUACUUCUACCAAAAGAAGUCAGUCACUGCAACAGAAUUAGAUGCACUGACAGCAGUGUGCCAAAUGUAUUCAGAAGAGAACCAUCAGAUUGAUGAAUGGGGUAAACUGCAAGAUGAAAGAGCUGUUGAACUAAGUAAUAUAUUUUUUAUUCCUUUUGUCUUUAAGGGCAAUCUCCAAAUACACCAGGUCCAUGUUAGUCAAGAUGGCCAGGUACUGCAAGGUGCACAGUUAAUUGCAGUGGCUUCUGCUGAACAUCCAACCAGUGGAGUAGAUGGAUCACCUCUCCAGGGAAGUGAUAUCCAGGUGCAGUAUGUACAGCUUGCACCAGUAACAGAUCACAACGCAGCAGCUCAAGGCACUGAAAGUCUUGCAGCCACAAUUCAGCCUGAAAUGCAAAUUGAACAUGGAGCGAUCCAGAUUCAACAAGGAGAGAAUGGAGAAGUUGUUCAAAUUCAAAUGCCAGUCAAUACUGUCAGCAGUUAAAACCAAAUGAACUUAGCUAUAAUAGCAUAGAGAGAAAACACAGAUUGUGCAGUGCAGGCAAUGGCCAAGUUGCAGAUGCACAUUAUAGUAGCAAAGCCUGAAGCUCCUCACAUUACAAAAGAAUAAAAUAUUCAGCAAACAAAAAAGACUUGAAAUCAUUUGAAGAAUUUGUUUCCUAUUUCAAACUAACUAUUGUGGACAUUGGGAUCAACUGUUAACCAUGUGUGAAACAAGAAAAAUACAUAUCUGUGCAACAACCUAUUAGCUUUUAUUAUUCAUUGUAAUUUUAUAGGGUCUUGUUUUGUCUUAAUUGCUACUGAACUGUUUUGGUUUGAAAAUGAAUUACACAGAUGCUUUGAAGAAAUGUAUUUAUGAAUCAUAUACAUUAUAUCUAGAAUUCAGGGAAUUUAUUUUUUCAUUUAUUAUUUGCAGCUGAAAACCCUUAAGAGGCAAAAGCAGUAAGGCUUUUUUUUGUAACUAAUUUUAGGAAGAAGAUAUGCCAGUCAAUUAAGGAGAUUUGUUGCAAUUAUUAUGAAAAGAGUGAAGUACCACAAGUCCUUUCAGCGUGAAGUGAAUUAACAUUUUACUGCUUAGUUUAGGUACAGCAAUAUGGUGUUACUUUUAACUUGCAUCAUAAAGGAAACACUCAGUUGCAGUCUUGAUAAAGACUUGUCUGCUACAGAAAUAUUCUUGUAAAGAGCUUAUUAAAUCAAUGAGAAACUGAAA